AUGCAACCUCAGAUUCUCUUGGUCGCGGCCGCCAGCGCCGUCUUCGCCGCACCAGCUCCCGCCCCGGAACCGGCCAUCGGGGCUACCGUCCCCGCAUACCGCCUCAUCUGCUCCGGCGUCCAGAGGGGCAACAAGCUUAGCUUCGACAACAUCAUGUGGGCGAUCAAGAACCGAAGAAACGAGUUGGACCUGCAAGCGGGUUAUUGGAACCCAAAGAAUGUUGUCUGUACAGACACCGACAGGGAUAAGCAACACGCGAACGCAGUCGUCAUCACCUACAACCACCAACGCAACGUUAAUGCACAGACGACCCUCCGCGGAGGUGAAGGAGUGGUUUGCGCGCCGGCCAGCUGGUGGGAACGUACGAGCUGCCCGGAGUAA
Colletotrichum truncatum is the source of this 381-nucleotide messenger RNA. RefSeq lists its product as uncharacterized. The record is from RefSeq and is a predicted model, not a curated record. NCBI's taxonomy places the organism in Eukaryota, Fungi, Ascomycota, Sordariomycetes, Glomerellales, Glomerellaceae.